AUGCUCACAGCACUGCUGGGACGCGGCUGUAAGGCACGAGGCGUGUGGGAUGCUGACUUAUAUGAUUGGGAGAAGGAUAAACUUCUAGGUCCUUCUAGGUCACCUGUAGACACUCCGGACUGCGCUAUGCUGACCGCACUGCUUGAACGGUGCUGCAAGCGGCGAGGCGUCAGGGAUGCAGAUCCUUACGAUUGGGAGAAGGAUGUAAGUGUUUUUAGAAGAUUCCAGGUCGUCUUUGAGCUUCUGGAACCUUCCAGGUCACCUGUAGAAUGGAGACAAGCCGAUACUCUGCUUCUAGAAGAAAUGAGGUCACCUGUGGACAAGACAGAAGCCACACCAUGCUCACAGCACUGCUGGGACGCGGCUGUAAGGCACGAGGCGUGUGGGAUGCAGACCCUUACGAUUGGGAGAAAGAUGUCACCUGUAGACACUCCGGACUACGCCAUGCUGACUGCACUGCUUGAACGGUGCUGCAAGCGGAGAGGCGUCAGGGAUGCAGACCCUUACGAUUGGGAGAAGGAUGUAAGUGUUCUGAGAGCUUCUGGAAAUUUCCAGGUCAUGUUUGUGCUUCUAGAAGCUUUCAGAGGAGAGGAGAUAUACGAGGGUCUGGAGCUGGUGACCCAGGAGCAAGUGGCGCUCAAGGUGGAAUCGGCGCGCCAGCCCAAGCAGGUGCUCAAGAUGGAGGUGGCUGUACUCAAGAAGCUGCAAGGCAAAGAGCACGUCUGCCGCUUCAUCGGCUGCGGUCGCAACGCUCGCUUCAACUACGUGGUCAUGCAACUCCAAGGCCGCAACUUGGCGGAACUGCGCCGCGCCCAGCCGAGAGGCGCCUUCUCACUGUCCACCACGCUUAGAUUGGGUCUACAGAUACUCAAAGCGAUAGACUCUAUCCACUCAGUAGGAUUCCUUCAUAGAGACAUUAAACCUAGCAACUUCAGCAUAGGCCGUCACCCGAGCAACUGCCGCAAAGUGUACAUGUUAGACUUCGGGCUCGCGCGUCAGUACACCACCAGCAACGGGCAGGUGCGGCCGCCGCGCGCCGCCGCCGGGUUUAGAGGCACGGUCCGCUACGCGUCCAUAAACGCCCACAAGAACAAAGAGAUGGGCCGCCACGACGACUUGUGGUCAUUAUUCUACAUGCUGGUGGAAUUUGUUAACGGACAGCUGCCGUGGAGAAAAAUCAAGGACAAGGAACAGGUCGGCCUCAUGAAAGAGAAAUACGACCACCGGUUGCUCCUCAAACACCUGCCUUCAGAGCUGCGCCAGUUCUUGGAACACGUCCAACAGCUGGAAUAUGCCGACACUCCGGACUAUGCCAUGCUGACUGCACUGCUUGAACGGUGCUGCAAGCGACGAGGCGUGAGGGAUGCAGAUCCUUACGAUUGGGAGAAGGAUGCGGGCGCCGUAUCGCGAGCAAGAGCGUCGGUACACCCGACGCCAGAACACGCCCUGCCGACCGACACGGCGCCUGAUAACACUCGUCGCCGCCUAGAAACGGAGGGCACGACUGGGGUAGCCACCGACACAGCCACCAAAGAUCGGGACAAACGUCCACAGCCCGCGUCGCCUCGUCAUGCGCCUAAAGAACACCGCCUCAAUGGAUAUUCAACCACAGACAAGCCGACUACAGAAAAGGAAGCGGAGGUCAGGACGACGCCCGCGCCCUCUCCCGACAGACAUGCCAAGGAAACAAGCAACUCUGUGGUUACUGGUGCGACAACAAAUAGACCAGAGAGACAAAGCGUGCCGCCUUGCAAACCACGCGCGCCUGCUCCUGGCGGCGGGCCCACGCUCGCUCGCUUACGCGUGGUAACAGCGCCCCCUACGUGCGUGCAAGAGUUAGCAGCGCAAGCCUCGCCUCAUACUCCAGGCGAAGCAGCCAGCCCCAGAAUCGUAGCCGAUGUGGACAGUGUACAUUCGGACACGCACUUUAAGAGAG
Molecule: messenger RNA, 1936 nt
Organism: Ostrinia furnacalis (Asian corn borer)
Lineage: Eukaryota; Metazoa; Arthropoda; Insecta; Lepidoptera; Crambidae
Product: casein kinase I-like
Exons: 16
Biological process (GO): protein phosphorylation
Molecular function (GO): protein kinase activity; ATP binding
Source: RefSeq, a predicted model, not a curated record